GAUUACAGAUGGGGUAUAUGACGUGACGCCAAAGAUGAUAAGUAUCACACAUCCCUAUGUCCAACCUUUCUUUACUCAAUCUUUCUUUCUUUCUCCCUCCCUCUAUAUAUACCAACAACAUCUUUGAUUACACACACUGUUAAACAAAUUCACACGCAAAAGCAAUCACAAUCCCCCCCCCCCCCCCCCCUUGAUUUUAGCCCAGAGGAAAAAAUGGAAAGAGCAAUCGAGAGGCAAAGAGUCCUGUUAGAGCACCUUCGUCCCUCUUCUACUUCUUCAUCCUUGGAAAAUCUCUCCGCGUCGGUCUGUGCAGCUGGUGAUAGUGCUGCUUACCAAAGGAACUCUGUUUUUGGGGAUGAUGUAGUCAUUGUAGCUGCCUACCGGUCUCCACUCUGCAAAGCAAAGAGAGGUGGGCUUAAGGAUACAUAUCCUGAUGAUAUCCUUGCACCCGUUUUGAAGGCAUUAAUAGAGAAAACAAAUAUUAAUCCAGCUGAAGUUGGAGACAUUGUUGUCGGGUCAGUUUUGGGAGCAGGCUCCCAAAGAGCAAGUGAGUGCAGGAUGGCUGCUUUCUAUGCUGGAUUUCCUGAAACGGUGCCAGUUAGGACCGUCAACAGACAGUGUUCCUCAGGUCUUCAGGCAGUUGCUGAUGUAGCUGCAGCUAUUAAAGCUGGAUUUUAUGAUAUUGGUAUUGGUGCUGGGUUGGAAUCUAUGACCGCCAAUCCUAUGGCUUGGGAAGGAUCAGUGAACCCCAAAGUGAAAACUAUGGCACAGGCUCAAGAUUGUCUACUUCCGAUGGGCAUUACAUCGGAAAAUGUUGCGCAAAAGUUCAGCAUAACAAGGCAGGAACAAGAUCAGGCUGCAGUUGAGUCCCAUAGGAAGGCUGCUGCUGCAACUGCUGCUGGUAGAUUCAAGGAUGAAAUCAUUCCAAUCAAAACUAAGAUUGUUGACCCGAAAACUGGAGACGAAAAGCCUGUUACCAUUUCUGUUGACGAUGGGAUCCGCCCAGGAACAAGUUUGGCAGAUCUCGCAAAACUAAAACCCGUAUUUAGGAAAGACGGGUCAACCACUGCUGGAACUUCCAGCCAAGUGAGUGACGGUGCUGGAGCUGUUCUUUUGAUGAAGAGAAGUAUCGCUCUGCAGAAGGGAUUACCGAUUCUCGGUGUAUUCAGGACUUUUGCUGCUGUUGGUGUACCGCCAUCAAUAAUGGGUAUCGGCCCUGCUGUUGCAAUUCCAGCUGCAGUUAAGGCUGCUGGGCUUCAAAUUGACGAUAUUGACCUUUUCGAGAUCAAUGAGGCAUUUGCAUCACAGUUUGUAUAUUGCCAAAAAAAGCUAGAAAUCGACCCACAAAAGAUCAAUGUCAACGGAGGUGCAAUGGCUAUUGGACACCCUUUGGGUGCAACAGGGGCGCGUUGUGUUGCUACUCUACUGCAUGAGAUGAAACGUCGUGGCAGAGACUGCCGAUUUGGUGUUGUGUCAAUGUGCAUCGGCACGGGUAUGGGUGCGGCAGCUGUUUUUGAGAGGGGUGACGCGUGUGAUGAGCUGUGCAAUGCUAAAGCUAAAUAGAUGAUGAUCAUCUUAUCUUCCAUCAGUUGUGUUUACAGGAGAAAGAACAUUUUUAUUAUUAAAAUGGGAUUUUUACAAGAAUAAUAUGUGGUUGUAGCAAGUUAUGUGUUGGUAUUGUUUCCAUUUUGAAUUCAUCUUUGCUUUGCUGAAAGUGAUCAAUUUCUGUCGGGUCAUGGUUUUAUUA
This is a messenger RNA of Helianthus annuus (common sunflower), 1747 nucleotides long. Its product is annotated as 3-ketoacyl-CoA thiolase 2, peroxisomal. Gene Ontology annotation, biological process: fatty acid beta-oxidation; phenylacetate catabolic process. NCBI's taxonomy places the organism in Eukaryota, Viridiplantae, Streptophyta, Magnoliopsida, Asterales, Asteraceae. The transcript is spliced from 14 exons. Gene Ontology annotation, molecular function: acetyl-CoA C-acyltransferase activity. Gene Ontology annotation, cellular component: peroxisome. The record is from RefSeq and is a predicted model, not a curated record. Bases 214 to 1563 code for a protein of 449 amino acids.